This is a messenger RNA of Humulus lupulus (European hop), 995 nucleotides long. Its product is annotated as DNA polymerase delta small subunit-like. Gene Ontology annotation, biological process: DNA strand elongation involved in DNA replication. Gene Ontology annotation, cellular component: delta DNA polymerase complex. NCBI's taxonomy places the organism in Eukaryota, Viridiplantae, Streptophyta, Magnoliopsida, Rosales, Cannabaceae. The transcript has 3 exons. The record is from RefSeq and is a predicted model, not a curated record. Bases 165 to 443 code for a protein of 92 amino acids.
UCUGCGUGCCUUCGACCCAGUGUGACUUCCAUUCACGGGCCACCACCAGGCACGAUUCUGCUCUCGUUCCACUGUAGAGCCCCGAGUGUGCACCAAGUGAGGGCCUAGAUUCCACAAGUCCAGGCGCGAUUCUGCACCCGUUCCACUGUAGAGCCCCGUUUCUGAUGUUCCAGAGAAAACAAUCAUCUUAUAACUCUUCGGAUGAGAAGUUUGAGAUUCGGAAAGAAACGUACAGGGGUCAACAGUAUAGUCAGAUUUACUUUGCUCGUCUUCACAUGUUGUGGACUAUUCUCUAUUCCCUUGCUCCUAAUUGGAAACCUCAUUUACCAGUACGUACUGUUUUGGAAUUAGAAGAGGGGAAGGAAUGCAUAGUUGUUGGAACCUUGUACAAGCACAUGAAACUCAAACCUUCAAUUCUUGAGGAGUACUCUAAGGAGGUAUAGUUGUUGCUUGUAUUGGUGCAUAUAUUUUGAUACAUGAUCAUUGGAUUUGAAUAAGAAUGGAAUAUUUGGAAAGUAAAAGUCUGCAAACUUUCUGUGUAGUUAUAAGUUCUACCAUUAUGUAGUUAUGUGUAAUAAGGAUUUAAGUUUGAUUUCUCUAGUUUGGUAAGUUUUACCAUUAGUUAUGUGUAAUAUGGUUCAAAUGGGAAGGUUUAAUUGUUGUAUAUCUUUUGCUCUUUUCAAUAAACUUACUAUCAAAUUAUGCUUUGUUUUAUAGAGUGAUGGUAGAAAUACUAUAUUUUUUGUUACUUUUAAAAGUUGUUAUAUUAAUGAAUAAUUGAUUAACUUAUUGUACUCUGCAUAUGGCUUUAUUUAUAGAGUGAUAGUAGAAAGACUAUCAUUUUUUUUUACUUUCGUUCAUAUAUUUUUUCUUUGUUUUAAAUAAGACUACAUGCUAACAUUUUCUUGUGCAAUAGUGACAACUUCUUUUAUUCAUACAUUUUUUCUUUUUUGGGAGUUUCCAACUUUCAUGUUUCAACCAUAUUAGGAUUGAUG